AUGAAACAGCAAGUCGCUGAACAGGAACGCAAAGAAUCUUUUCCUGCUGAACCCCUCAAGGUCUUCACUGAUUCCACCCAGUCUAUCAAUGUACCUGGCACCAAAAAUGUCGGCAAGGAAGUACCACCACAAGUUCUUCAGACUAAUCUCAUUAAUGACUCUGAUGAUUUGUUUGACUUAUCACUCUCUCUAUCUCUCUUUCCCCAUUUCCUUUUACUCUCUUUUCCUAUCACUAAUCAACCAUUAUCUCUCUCUCUCUCUCUCUUUCCCUCUCUCUCUCUCUCUGCUACCAUAGGUGUCUCAGGAUGGAGAUGGGUGGAGAUGGAAAUAUUGGGUGUAGGAGAAAUAAACAAAAACAAAUUGUUCUCUUUUAAGCAUGUACAUGUGGGAGGAAAGAGGUCAGGCUUACAUUUCAAGCAAAGUGAUACUUUGUACACGCAGAAGAGAGAGAUAAAAUGUUAUUCUAUUUAUCUAUCACUCUAUCUUUUCUCUAUUUAUCUAUCUUUUCUCUAUUUAUCUAUCACUCUAUCUUUUCUCUAUUUAUCUAUCACUCUAUCUUUUCUCUAUUUAUCUAUCACUCUAUCUUUUCUCUAUUUAUCUAUCACUCUAUCUUUUCUCUAUUUAUCUAUCACUCUAUCUUUCCAUUUAUCUAUCAAUCUUUUCUCUAUUUAUCUAUCAUUCUUUUCUCUAUUUAUCUAUCAAGAAAUUCUUCAAAAAUCAAUCUUUUCUGAUUUAUCUAUCACUCAUCUUUUCUCUAUUUAUCUAUCACUCUAUCUUUUCUCUAUUUAUCUAUCACUUAUCUUUUCUCUAUUUAUCUAUCACUCCCCUCUAUUUAUCUAUCUUAUCUAUCAUUCUCUAUCUUUUCUUUUAUCUAUCUGCAGAAUUUUAGUUGAGCUAUUUUACUCUGUUCAUUAUUAUCUAUCUAGUCUGUUCAUAUCUCUCUCUCUCUAUCUCAGUCUGUUCAUAUCUCUCUCUCUCUCUAUCUCAGUCUAUUCAUAUCUCUCUCUCUCUAUCUCAGUCUAUCUCAGUCUCUCUCUCUCUAUCUCAGUCUGUUCAGUCAGUCUGUUCAUCUCUCUCUCUCUCUAUCUCAGUCUGUUCAUAUCUCUCUCUAUCUCAGUCUGUUCAUAUCUCUCUCUAUCUCAGUCUGUUCAUAUCUCUCUCUCUCUCUCAGUCUGUUCAUCCACUCUCUCUCUAUCUCAGUCUGUUCUCUCUCUCUCUCUAUCUCAGUCUGUUCAUAUCUCUCUCUCUCUAUCUCAGUCUGUUCAUAUCUCUCUCUCUCUCUAUCUCAGUCUGUUCAUAUCUCUCUCUCUCUAUCUCAGUCUGUUCAUAUCUCUCUCUCUCUAUCUCAGUCUGUUCAUAUCUCUCUCUCUAUCUCAGUCUGUUCAUAUCUCUCUCUCUAUCUCAGUCUGUUCAUAUCACUCUCUCUAUCUCAGUCUGUUCAUAUUUCUCUCUCUCUCUCUAUUUCAGUCUGUUCAUAUUUCUCUCUCUCUCUAUUUCAGUCUGUUCAUAUUUCUCUCUCUCUCUAUCUCAGUCUGUUCAUAUUUCUCUCUCUCUCUCUGUCUGUUCAUAUUUCUCUCUCUCUCUCUGUCUGUUCAUAUUUCUCUCUCUUUCUCUCUCUGUUCAUAUUUCUCUCUCUCUCUCUCUCUGUUCAUAUUUCUCUCUCUCUCUGUUCAUAUUUCUCUCUCUCUCUCUCUGUUCAUAUUUCUCUCUCUCUCUCUCAGUCUGUUCAUAUUUCUCUCUCUCUCUCUCUCUGUUCAUAUUUCUCUCUCUCUCUCAGUCUGUUCAUAUUUCUCUCUCUCUCUCAGUCUGUUCAUAUUUCUCUCUCUCUCUCUAUUUCAGUCUGUUCAUAUUUCUCUCUCUCUCUCAGUCUGUUCAUAUUUCUCUCUCUCUCUCUCAGUCUGUUCAUAUUUCUCUCUCUCUCUCUCAGUCUGUUCAUAUUUCUCUCUCUCUCUCUCUCAGUCUGUUCAUAUUUCUCUCUCUCUCUCUCUCAGUCUGUUCAUAUUUCUCUCUCUCUCUCAGUCUGUUCAUAUUUCUCUCUCUCUCUCAGUCUGUUCAUAUUUUUCUCUCUCUCUCUCAGUCUGUUCAUAUUUUUCUCUCUCUCUCUCUUUCUCUGUUCUGUUUUCUCUUCUCUCUCUCUCUCAGUCUGUUCAUAUUUCUCUCUCUCUCUCUCUCAGUCUGUUCAUAUUUCUCUCUCUCUCUCUCUCAGUCUGUUCAUAUUUCUCUCUCUCUCUCUCAGUCUGUUCAUAUUUCUCUCUCUCUCUCUCUCAGUCUGUUCAUAUCCAUCUAUCUUUGUCUACUCAUAUCUAG
Acanthosepion pharaonis is the source of this 2307-nucleotide messenger RNA. The record is from the annotation of a GenBank genome assembly. NCBI's taxonomy places the organism in Eukaryota, Metazoa, Mollusca, Cephalopoda, Sepiida, Sepiidae.